Canis lupus familiaris (dog) is the source of this 1665-nucleotide messenger RNA. RefSeq names its product coiled-coil domain containing 83 (gene CCDC83). NCBI's taxonomy places the organism in Eukaryota, Metazoa, Chordata, Mammalia, Carnivora, Canidae. The record is from RefSeq and is a predicted model, not a curated record. The transcript has 11 exons. The coding region runs from base 274 to 1509 and encodes 411 amino acids.
GCCCUGCGCCCACGGGGGCCUGGGUCGCGCCCUCGGGCGUCCUCCCCGGGCCCUGCUCCGGGACCGUUGGAAGCCGCCGGGAGCGCUGCUCAGACGCCCACCUCUCUUCACGCAGGACACAGAACCCGAAGAUCUUUUGAUCUGACCAAAAUAUUAACCGCCUUGCAGUAGAACCCCCGGGUGUGUUGCUCGUUUGCCCUUCUAGAUCUUCCAUUCCCGGAGGGCAGGAUCUGAAUUUGAUUCAGGUAUGCUUCUUACUAACUAAGCAACACAAUGGAUAACACAGCAAAAGCAAAUAAAAAGGAUGUUCAAGAUGGGCCACACAAAGAAGUCAAAUUGCCUACUAGUGAAGCACUUCUAGAAUACCACUGUCAAAUAAAGGAAAAUGCAGUAGAACGAUAUAUGGCUCAAAUAAAGAGACUUAGAGAAAAGAACCAAAAAUAUCAUGAAAGAAACAAACGCUUGAAGGAUGAGCAGACUUGGCACAUACAGAACCUUCUAAAGGAGCUGAGUGAAGAGAAGUCAGAGGGGUUACCAGUUGUCACAAGAGAAGAUGUUGAAAAAGCAAUGAAGGAAAAAUGGAAGUUUGAGAGAGACCAGGAAGAAAACUUGAAAGAUAUGCGCAUGCAAAUAACUAAUGCUGAGAAGCUAUUUCUUGAGAAACUCAGUGAAAAGGAAUACUGGGAAGAAUAUAAGAAUGUAGGGAGUGGACAACAUGCUAAACUCAUUACCUCCUUGCAGAAUGACAUCAAUAGAGUUAAGGAAAAUGCAGAGAAAAUGUCAGAACACUAUAAAGUCACUCUGGAAGAUGCUAGAAAGAGAAUAACCAGAAAAACUUUGUUGCAACUGGAUCAAAAGAAGGAAUGGGCCACACAGAAUGCCAUACAGUUCAUUGACAAGGGCAGCUACCGAGAGAUCUGGGAGAAUGACUGGCUGAAAAGAGAGAUUGCAAAUCACAGAAAGGAAGUUGAAGAACUGGAAAGUACUAUUCAUGAAUUGGAAGAAGAAAAUUUGGUGCUUAUUGAUCAACUAUUCAACUGUAGACUUGUGGAUCUCAAAAUACCCAGGCAACUCUAUCUUACUCAAGCUGCUGGACUGGAAGCACCACAUAAAGUGCCUCUGGAGUUGCCAGAAAUACAUGAAGAAGAGUCAAAAUUACAACCCGUAGAAGUUAAAAGUACAGACAUCAUGAGCUCAUCAUCUGAGAGCAGUGCUUUAUAUCUCUGUCAUGAGGAUAGUAUCAGAUAUGUCAAGCACCUGAAGAUAGAUGAAGAAGACAACUCAUGUAUGGAAUUUGGGGCCUCUGAUAUGAAAUACUUACUAUAUGAGGAUGAACAGGAUUUCAAGGAUUAUGUAAACCUGGGUCCCCUGCAAGUGAAGCUCAUGAGUGUGGCGAGCAAGAAAAUGCCAAUUCAUUUUCAAGAAAAAGAAAUUCCAGUCAAAUGCUAUGAAGAUACCAGGAGCCCAGAAAGCCGCAUCACAUACAAAAUGAUGAAGUCUUUUCUCUAAGACCAAAAGCUGCAAAGUAAAAAUAACUUUUCCUUAUAAAUUUUCAUUGGGAACUGAAGUGUAUUACUUGCCCAUUUUACCUACACUUUGGUCCAUUUUUAAACCAGUUGUUAUUUCUAAAGGUCAUAAUGACAUUUAAAAUCAAAGUUCCAAGUA